This is a messenger RNA of Hypomesus transpacificus, 2049 nucleotides long. Its product is annotated as DENN domain-containing protein 11-like. The record is from RefSeq and is a predicted model, not a curated record. Gene Ontology annotation, cellular component: cytoplasm. The transcript has 9 exons. The coding region runs from base 319 to 1788 and encodes 489 amino acids. NCBI's taxonomy places the organism in Eukaryota, Metazoa, Chordata, Actinopteri, Osmeriformes, Osmeridae.
UUAGGGCAACUUCUUUAGGAAUGCCUUGUCCACGAUACGUAUGUGAAUUAAGUUUAAUCUUGAAUGUACCCCAAAAGAACGGAGGAGCCUACAACAGCAUCGCUUCACAUUAUCAUCAUAUUAUCAGCAGACAUUUCAAAGGUAGAUAGAUAUAUUUAGCUUAUACGGGUAAAUUGCAGAAUGUGGAAACUGUAAAUGUGCACAUUUCAAUAAGUAUGUAAAUAAAUACGGAUGCACCAAGCUGUAUUCCCAUCUACAUUAAAUUCCCUCCACAUCGCCACUGGAGACAAGGCGGGGACCGCUGACAGCUGAUCCACGAUGGUAGAGCGGUCCGACCGCGCACCUCUGCUGGACUGGGAGGAAGUCCCAUCCGCAGAGAAGCCUCAUCCGGGUGGAGAGGAGAAGGACAGGGAUUCUAGCCCCUCCAACAGCAACCGUGCACAGGGUAGCACUGCGCCGGGGAUUGGGUGGAGCACCGGUCCGGGGGGUCCGGGAUCUACAUCUGUCUCUAUAGACCCAGACACAACCACAGCCCCGGCGGAUCGGGAUGCGCAGUGUGGCGACAAGGAUGACCACACUACGGACACAGGGCAAGGAGAGGUCCCACAUGAUAACGGGAUGGGGAGAUGGGAGGAAAAAGACCAGAUAGUGUCUGUUUUUGUGGUGGCAUUUAAUACAAGAUCAGGCAACAUGCUGGAGUGGUGUCUGCCCCAGGACAUGGACCUGGACGGGGUGGAGUUCAAGGCCAUUGCUAGUGGCUCCCACCGAGUCACCACCGACUUCAUAUACUUCCGGAAGGGCGGUUACUUUGGACUGGCCUGCUUUGCCAACAUGGCGGUGGAGAGCGCGGUGGAGCGGGGUGCCAGAAUGAAGUCAGUGGGGAUCCUGUCUCCCUCUUACACACUGCUCUACCGCUACAUGGGCUUCCUGGAGCACCAGGUCAGGCUCCAGCUGCAGUCCCCAGGCCACUACUCCCCCCUGGAGGCCUUCUAUGAAGACAAGAGGGCAGUGCUGCCCCCUCGUGGAGACAACGUCGUAACUGCAUGUCCUGCCAGUGCCUGGGGCGCUGCCCUCAACCACAGCAUGCACCCUGAGAUGAAGAUCACCCACCCAGCUGGGUGCAUGUCCCAGUUCAUCCGGUUCUUCGGGGAGCAGAUCAUGGUUCUGUGGAAGCUGGCUCUGCUGAGAAGACGCAUCCUCAUCUUCUCCCCUCCGCCUGUGGGAGUGGUCUGCUACAGGGUCUACUGCUGCUGUUGCCUUGCCAACGUGUCCAUCCCCGGAGUGGGCAUGGCAGUCCCCGAGUUCCGUCCCUUCUUCUAUGUGAACGUGGCUGACAUCAGCGCGCUGGAGAAUGAGCUGGCCUACGUGGCAUGCACCACGGAGAAGAUCUUUGAGGAGAAGAAGGACCUGUACGACGUGUACGUAGACAACCAGAACGUGAAGACGUGCCGGGAAGGCCUGAAGCCCUUGCUACGACUCAGCGCCGCCGACAGAGACAAGUACCGCAAACUGACCGAACAGAGGCAGAUGCUGCUGUACUCCCAGGAGGAGAAUGGAGACUGUGUGUCUAGUGAAGAGGAUUUGUUCAUUCUGUUUUUCCUUGAGCAGAACAACCGGAUCUUCCAGACGCUGAGUGAGGUGGCAGGGAGCCCUGAACCCACCCUGACCCCAGAGAGCGUGAGGGCCAUGGGCCUGGACCCCCACGGAGACAGGCUCUUCCUGCUCCACCUGCUGGAGACUUACGGCUACGACACCCUGCUGGUCACUGACCACCCCUGCUGCAGCUGAGCCUGGGUCAGGAUGAGGGCCGUCUAGUCUGGAUGUGGCAGUAGCAGCUGGGACAUGGACACUCACCUCUGUCCCACAAACCCCCAUCCUCUCACAGACUCACUGUGCACCUUACCCAGGCUGACCCGAGGCCAGUGAACUAGAGAGUUGCUAUGUCACACGUCAACAGUGGCAUGGCGGCUGUAUGGAUAUCAGUUUUGGGGGAAACCUGGUUGGAUAAGUGAGCUACUGAACUAUUAGCAACACGUGGGCACUGAGUUC